Molecule: messenger RNA, 2055 nt
Organism: Plasmodium gallinaceum
Lineage: Eukaryota; Apicomplexa; Aconoidasida; Haemosporida; Plasmodiidae
Exons: 1
Coding region: 1-2055 (684 amino acids)
Source: RefSeq, a predicted model, not a curated record
AUGUAUUUUUUAAAUUCCACUGAAAUAAAUAACUCAAUCCAAAACAUAAGUCCAAAAUGUGAAAAAAAUGAAUUUUUUAUAGAAAGUGAUCCUUCAUCUGAAGAAAUAAGCGAUUUUAGUAGCUGCUCAAAUUGUAAUGAUAUAAAAACAAAAAAAUUAAAACAUUUAGAACAAAUAAUAUUUUUAAUUGAAUAUGAAGAAAAUAUGUUUUCGUCCCCUAACAGUAAGUCUGAAAUACAUACUACAAAUUGGUUUAUAAUAUUUCAAAGCAUAAUUGAGGAAUUAAAAUUUAAACUAUUUAAGAAUGAAAAUAUAAAGAUAUGUAUAAUAUUAUAUAAAAGCCAUAAAGUGGAUAAGAACUUUGUUUUUUAUAAACUAUGUUUUCUUUUUGAUCUGCAAUAUUUAAGUGUUAAUUUAAUCAAAGAUUUAAUAGAUAUAUCAAAAUUACAAAGUAUUAAUAUGUUUGAUAUAGAAGAAAAAAUUAAAAAUAAAAAAUUUCAAAGUAUAUUAUGUUCUUUUGAAGAUGUAUUAUUAUUAUUAAAUAGAAUAAUAAUUUAUAAUUCAACUGAUAAAAACGUAAUUUAUGUAAAUAAAAUUAUUUAUUAUACACAAACAGUUAUGCCUCAACAUUUAAACAUAAAUAUAUUAAAAAGAAGGUUAGAAUCAAUUGAAAAAAUAGGUGAAUUUUUUUAUAUAUGCUUAAAGAAAGAAAAAAAAAAGAAUAUAAAAAUUUUAGAAGAAGUUAUUGCAGAAAGUGUGUUCAAAAAUUAUAUAAAGAAAAAAAUAAUAUUAUAUAAAUUAAAAAAUUGCCUAAUGAAAAUAAUGUCUCUUUCGAAAAAUUACACCUCAAAUAUUUUGAGUAUAGUAAACGGGUUAAAUGUUCACAUAAAUAUUUACCUUUUAUCUAGUAAAGAAAAACAAAUAAAAAAUAUAGUAACUAUUGAUAAGGAAAACUCUCAGUUAAUCCCCAAAACAUUUUAUAUAGGUAAUUGUUCAUCUGAAUUUGAAAAAAAUGAGAAUUUAAAAUAUAUUAAUAUAGGAGAUUUAAAAGAAAUUAUAAAUGAUGAUGAAAAAAAAGCACUAUCAUAUAAUAACACAGAUUUUAUUAAAAUAACUCACUUUUUAAACUAUGAAUUUUUACAAAUAGAAAAUAAUAUAAGCUCUAAUUAUUUUAUUUUUCCUCAAAGUAAUUAUUAUCAUAAUAAAUAUAAAUUAAAAAAGAAUAAAAAUUUAACAGAAGAAAAUUAUUUUAAACAAAAAGAUAAAAGAAAUGUAGAAAUAUUUAAUUGCUUAUUAUCCUCUCUCAUAAAAAAGAAAAAAAUUGCAAUAGGUAUGUUUUUUCGUCACUCUUCUCCUUUAAGGAUUCUUUUAAUACCUUAUAUUCCACCAUCUGUAAAUAAAAAAAAGAAAAUGCCUGCUGGUUUUUUAUUAAAACAAUACCCAUUUUUUAAUGAUAUAAAAUAUAGAGAUUGCAAUUAUAUGAAAAAUAUAUUAAGCUUUAAUUAUUACUUUAAAAAUAAUGUAUCAAACUUUACAAACAAGUUUGUUAACUCAAAUAAAUACUUGAGUGAUAGCUCCAAAAAAAGCAAUACAAAAAAUAUUUCUCUUAAAAAAAACAUGGCAAAAAGAGAUAAAUUAUGUAUUGAUUUAAUAACGAAUAUAUUAAAAUACAUAGAAUCAGACGAUUUUAAUCCUUACUUGAUUCAAAAUAUUUAUAUGAACAAAAUUAAAAUGGCCAUUGAGAAUAUAAUUUUUAAUGAAAAAAAAAAUUACUCAUCUAAAUUAAAAUUCUUUUAUAAUUCAGAAUAUUUUAGAUUAAAAGAGUUUUAUUUAAAAAUUACUUCUAAUUUAGAAAGAAAUCUGAUUUCAAAAGAUAGAGAAUUUGAACAAGCAGCAUCAAAAAUUAAUGAAAUAAGAAAUGAUAUAUUUAAUGGUUCUAUAAAUAAAUAUAAGACUAGAGACUUACUUCUUUAUCUAGAGUAUUACAAUUUACCAAAAUAUGGAAAAAAAAAUGAUAUUAUUGAAAGAAUAAAAAAUCAUGUGUAUGUUCCUUAA